ACCGGAUACCUAAAACAAACGAACAGUUGCGCUAACAUACAAGAGGCAGGAGUCGUGAAUUCGAAUUGCGUGAACGCUGUGUCAUGAAUUUAGACGCUGUAAUGUUGUUGGAGACGGUUAAUUUCGCCGCUGAAAAGCAUCGAAAUCAGCGUCGAAAAGACAUAGAACAAACUCCGUAUAUUAACCACCCGAUUGGAGUAGCAAGGAUUCUCAGCCAUGAAGCUGGCGUCACCGACAUUGUGGUAUUACAAGCUGCUCUUCUUCAUGACACAUUGGAGGACACAGACACAAAGCCCGAAGAGCUGGAAACAAAGUUUGGACAGAUUGUUGCUCGCAUUGUUCAGGAGGUGACAGACGAUAAGAGUCUGCCCAAACAGGAGAGGAAGCGUCUACAGGUGGAACAUGCACCCCAUUGCAGCCACCAGGCCAAACUGGUCAAACUGGCAGACAAACUGUACAACCUCAGGGAUUUGAACCGUUGCACCCCUGUUGGUAAUCGACUUCAUUAUAAUUUUUAUACUUUAUUUUAAUUUUGAACAAAUUUGACAUGAAUAUCAUUGUGAUCCUAUCUGAAGGUAAUUGAUUCCUUAAGUGGUUUUUCUCUCACCAGCAUGUCUUUUGCAGAUUGUUUUGCUGAAAACUGGUACUAUACAAACAUAAGAAUGUUUGUUUUUCUACCUUUCCAAUGUCUUCACAUUGAAUGUAACGUAUCGGUUAUGCAUAUGAAUUACUUUACUUGCCUGCUUGAGGCCAAAAUGUAGCGCUGUUUCUCAAUUUUGCGUGAAUAAAAGAAACCAGACGAUCACCACACAAAAACAAAGAUACAAGCACUAUUCGAUGCACCUUAACCCUCUCGU
Molecule: messenger RNA, 857 nt
Organism: Hippocampus zosterae (dwarf seahorse)
Lineage: Eukaryota; Metazoa; Chordata; Actinopteri; Syngnathiformes; Syngnathidae
Gene: hddc3
Product: HD domain containing 3
Exons: 4
Coding region: 84-530 (148 amino acids)
Molecular function (GO): guanosine-3',5'-bis(diphosphate) 3'-diphosphatase activity
Source: RefSeq, a predicted model, not a curated record